Molecule: messenger RNA, 6677 nt
Organism: Varanus komodoensis (Komodo dragon)
Lineage: Eukaryota; Metazoa; Chordata; Lepidosauria; Squamata; Varanidae
Gene: IP6K1
Product: inositol hexakisphosphate kinase 1
Exons: 6
Coding region: 240-1526 (428 amino acids)
Biological process (GO): phosphatidylinositol phosphate biosynthetic process; inositol phosphate biosynthetic process
Cellular component (GO): nucleus; cytoplasm
Molecular function (GO): inositol hexakisphosphate kinase activity
Source: RefSeq, a predicted model, not a curated record
GCCGCCAUCUUGUUGUUGAUUCGAACCGUAGGGAGCGGGUGAGGGAAGUGUUGGAGCCGGCCUGGGGGGACCAAGCAGCAGCGCCCCCCGGCCGGGCAGGGGGAAGUUUCUCUCGACUGUUGAUAGAUCUUCACUCACUGGGAUAUCUGAGUGGUGGUGGUUUUGCUCCUUAAGAAAUUGUUCCUUCCACUCCAUGCAGCUCUCCCCAUGCCCCAAGUGUGUAACUGGUGCUCUGCGCAAUGUGUGUUUGUCAAACCAUGGAGGUGGGGAAACAUGGGAAGAAUGCAACCCACACAGGAGCCCGAGGGGUCCUGCUGGAACCUUUCAUCCAUCAAGUGGGCGGCCACAGCAGUAUGAUGCGCUACGAUGACCACACUGUAUGCAAGCCUCUAAUCACCAGAGAACAGCGCUUCUAUGAGUCCCUGCCUCCAGAAAUGAAGGAAUUCACACCUGAGUACAAAGGUGUGGUAUCUGUCUGUUUUGAGGGAGACAGUGAUGGCUACAUUAACCUGGUAGCAUAUCCUUAUGUGGAGAGUGAAUCCUUGGAGCAGGAUGAUACACCAGAGAGGGACCAACCACGUCGUAAACACUCUCGCAGGAGUCUCAACAGGUCAGGCAGUGGCAGUGAGCACAAAGAGGAGAAAGCAGGUCUGGCUGCCGACACCUCAGAAAGCAUCCAGGACACAAAGAGCCUCAAGAGCUCCCAUUCAGAUGUUCCAUUUCAGAUGCUAGACGCAAAUAGUACUGUGAGUUCUGAAAAGAUCACCUUUAAUCCAUGGAGUCUGCGUUGCCACAAGCAACAGUUGAGCCGCAUGCGUUCAGAAUCCAAGGACCGAAAACUCUACAAAUUCCUUUUGCUGGAGAAUGUGGUACACCAUUUCAGAUUUCCCUGUGUGCUUGACCUGAAAAUGGGGACCAGACAGCACGGGGAUGACGCAUCCGAGGAGAAAGCUGCUCGACAGAUGAAGAAGUGCGCACAGAGCACCUCAGCCACACUAGGUGUACGAGUUUGUGGGAUGCAGGUAUAUCAGCUGGAUACAGGGCAUUAUUUGUGCAGGAAUAAAUACUAUGGCAGAGGUCUUUCCACUGAGGGCUUUCGCAAUGCUCUGUACCAGUAUUUGCACAAUGGUGCAGAGCUACGAAAGGACCUCUUUGAACCCAUCCUUAGCAAACUGCAAAGCCUGAAGGCCGUGUUGGAGAGGCAGGCCUCUUACCGCUUCUACUCCAGCUCCUUGCUCAUUAUCUAUGAUGGGAAAGACACCCGGUCUGAGACACAUAUGGAGCGCAGGGCAGAGAUGGGCCUGAAGCAAGCAGAUCUUUCUCUCCCAGAGAGCCUUCAAGAUGCCAGCAGCACAGAAUCCAUGUUUCAGCCGAAGGUGGAUGUACGUAUGAUUGACUUUGCACACAGCACAUUCAAAGGCUUCCGAGAUGAUCCCACUGUACAUGAUGGCCCUGAUAUGGGAUAUGUGUUUGGACUGGAGAGCCUUAUCAACAUAAUUGGACAGAUGCGGGAUGAAAACCAGUAGCCUUGUGCUAGAUUCCCUGUUUUUUUUCCCCCCUGAGGAUAGGAACAAACAGGACCACCACUUCUACAGAGAAAGCAGACUCUACUGCUUCGAAAAAAUUCUCUCGCUUCAGUGUGUGUUUAACCUCAUCAAAGGACAUGAUUCCCUGGAUCAUCCUAGCGAAAUGGCUUCAACUAUUCUGGCCUGGACUCUUCACAGGAGAGACACAUCCCAUGGACCCCAGCAUCGCGCAUUUUAUAUCUGGGGUUUGGCACUUGUAGUGUCUACCCCUGUGAUCCUGUCUGUUAGGAAUGUAGAGACUGACCCCUAUGGGAAGGAAGAGCGGUGAUGUUCUAGGGGUGUUGAUUUGGGAUAUCAAUGUCCUUCUUUGUCAACCUUCCAUUGAGGCACUAUGGUUUGAACCAUUCUUCUUUUGUUCAAAAAGGGCAUUCAGAUAAAGCAAAUAUUACUUACAAGGCUCAUUGAGGCACAUGAUUUGCACACACUGCACUGCUGUUGCCUCUGACCAGAUGUUAGAGACUUCCUAGAGGAUAAAGAGAGAUCUUCAUUUAUCUUCUCCAGUCUGGGUGCUACCAGAUCAUCCCAGCUGGGGAAAUAAAUGACCAAAGGAAAAUCAGUGCAGGGCUUUCACGAUUUUGCGCUGCAUCCCAUUGACGAAGCUUGCCUACCUCCCCAUGCCAUUUCUUGCAGUUGUUGGAAAUGCCAAAUUCUAAAAAGGCCCAGUCAGGGCUCCACAACAUUGUCCUGGUCUCUAACAUCGUGGGAUUAGUUGGCUGGCUAAGGACAGUGUUAAAAGCACACUCGGUUCCUAUGCAGCUUUUUCUGGGACUGAAGAUGCUGAGCAGGUGCCUACCCUGUUCAUAACGCUUUCAAUUUUGUAAAUACAGUAGUCUCCUCUUACCCCAUUCCCAUGUAAGCACCAUAGUGCUGGAUUGCAGUUUUCCUUUUCCCAGGCUUUCCAAGUAGGCUUCCUACCAAAAUGGUACACUUCUACAAGGACCCAUCCCCAACAUGAAAGACGUAGGGGUAAUUGCUAAGAAAAGUAAAUGUCUUCACUUUCAGACCUUGUCCCAUUGUAGAGGGAAGCAUCUGUCUAGCUUUGAAUGACAGCCUUCUAGUUGAACGUGCUGUCACCUGUGCUUGUUUGCACCUCAGGGAGCUGGUGUUUGCUGGCCUUGUGCCUAUGAUUAGAUGCAGCUGGGUCACAUUUGGGACCCACACAUGUAUAUGGGAUUCUGUUGUGUAGGAUGAGGUGUCAGUCAUUUGUAGUGUUAAAGUUGCAGUGUUAGUUCACUAUGUGAAUACUCACAAUUAAUUUGUAGUUCUUCAUGGCGAUGACAGCUUGAACUAAUUCCAUGGACCUGCUCUGGGCCCAAUAUAGACAAAUGCACUAGAGCUCUUGGAAAUGCACUUUGUGGGGAAGGGACUUGCUAUCAUGGGGAACUGAUGUGCAGGCAUUACAUUUGAGGACAGUUGUCUUAAGUAUCUACUGCUAGAUGCUCUUAAGGUUCAGCCUUUGCCCUGAAGCUCCUGUUUCUUGUGCUGAAUAUGUGCUUCCCUUCAUAGGUCUAUCUUGAAAGUACUGUUGCUUCUCAUUCAUCAAGGAUCUGCUCGUGGGGACUGUCUCUAGUGCUAGUAUGUAUUUGCAGUAGCAACACUUGCUGACUCCAUUUUGCAUUUGUGAAGGGCAGGUAGACAGCUGCCCCUGUGCAUUGGCCAAUUUCUUUUUUUUUUCCAGGGGAAGCUUCCAUAACAUGUUACUCUAGGAAGACAGUGAUGCUUCUUAAGGGACAGGUGCUGAGCCCUGGUUUUGAAGAUAUGAUACUAAGUUUGAGGUAUCACCAUGUUUGUGUUAUGCCUAGCAUCUUUCAAAUUUACUCUGAAGGUCUAAAAUGUGUAAGGAGAUCUUAUCCCCCAGUCAACUACAAUAGCAAAAGAAUAAAGGAAAACCAUUUUCUUCCUGAUACAGUGAUUAACUCAUUUUAAAACCAUCUUUUAAACUUCUUUUUAAAAUCUCUGGACCAUUAACAUAGUCACAGUGCAAGUUCCAGAGCUUGUAAAUAGUUUUUUUUAUUCCUUCUGUUGCCUAGUUUUGUUUUCAUAAAGCUAGUUACUUGUUCAUGAAGGAACCAAAAAUACUGAUGGGCAUGGUUUUCUCAGUACUUUAGCAUUGUGGUUAGUUUUCAGACAGCUAAGUGCAAAUCACAGCCUUGUUCAAUAAGCAAUAAGCUUUCCGAGUUCAUGUUCUUUCAAGUUAAACAAAGGGACAUGGUUGUGACUGUUCUUUGAACAAGUACCUUGCUGUGUUGGAAAGGUUUUACCAUCAGGGCUUCUUGCAUCCUGGAAUGGAACUGAGUUGUCUAAUUUGAGCCCUAAUAGUUGCAUACUCAUUCUUGGAAGAUAUUUGUGCAGUCUGUGCACACAGAAGCUUGCACGCAGCCUGUCAGUAUAGGAGCAGCUAGAAUUGAAAUGUAAAGGAAUAUUUACAGGGCUCAUUGGGAAAGUACCCGUACUGCCAGACCAGAUGAAUUCAAAUGGAUUUCAUCAUAAAGGUUCUUUUCUAAACUACUGUUUGAGCAUGCAGCAGAGUCAGUUUCUGCAGCUUGACAUUUGAUUGGAUUGGAAGCAACUCUGUAGAGUAAAAGUGCCUUAUAGAAGGCACUGACAGAUCAGAGGUAAGAAGCAGAAUAUUUGCCUUCAGCAGCUUUCCCCAGAAUUGAGGGACAUGAUCGUUAGUUCAAACUUGCAUCUUUCCAAUAAAUGGAACAUGCUGGAUUUAUUGCAGUAACAUAUGGGACUAAGCCAGUAAAGAAAUGAUGGAAGUUUUACCAAGCAAAUAGUAUAGUUUGCUGUUCCUAGUUCAUAUUAUUUGUUUUGGCUAUAGUGAAAAUGUGUGUGUGUUGACCAGAGGAAAAAAUAUCCAGAGGCUGAGGCAACUAAAUAGGAGAGGUUUGAGUGCAUCCCCUAGGCCUCCUUCUGCCUUGAAAUGAAGGGGACCUAAUCUACUCAAAACAAGCUAGCUUGGCUUUUGUACAGUAUUCUGCUCCAUUUUGUUUUGUUAAAUGAAUGGGGUAAUGUAUUUGCCCAGAGAGGAACCAGCAUUUGUUGUUACAGUAUAGGCAAUUUCAUAACUAUCAAGGUAAGCUGUCUUGGUCAUAUUUCUAGAUAUCUGCAACUGCCCUCUUGGUUCUACCUCAUUAGCCAAAGUAAAAUUCUUGAAGACAGUAAUUGAACUACUUAUGCCAUUUAGGGGUCUUGCCACAUUACUGGAAACUAUAUUGCAGGUAUUGUGCAAAUACCUAGAGCAACUUUGCAGAUUAAAAUAGCUCAAUAUGACACUUGUUUGGUUUUGAACAAUGAAAAGCUUGUUACUUUUUAAUGCAAUUUUUCACUCAUGAGAAGAUAGCAUAAGCAGCCCUAUAUCGAGGUGCAUAGAGGACCCAUGGUAAGAGUUUGAGUAUAUUUUGAUAAAGGAGCCGCUGAAUGGGACAGCUGUGUCCAACAAAGCCAUUUUGCAUGCAUUAUAUACAUUCAGGUCCUCUUCUUGAGGCUCAUGUAAAUAAUCCUUCCAGUCCGUUCUUGCUGGAAUAGCACAGUCUGUUUGUUGCCCUUUACAGCUUGCUGACACUUUUUUGUCCAAUAGUGUUGACUUCUGUAGCAGGACUUUGCACGUACUGUGUAGUUGCCUUCAUGUAGAUGAUGAAUCAGCUUUUCAGCCUUCUGGAAUACAUAGCCAGCUAUCUCUCUAGCAAUACAUAGGAACUGCUAGCAUUGGUGUAUGAACAACAUUGAGGGGUUCCCUUAUCUUUCCAGUAAGGGCCAAACAGAAGUUCUCCUGAUAAGUACCCUUUCUUUUGUAUUGGUGGCAGUUGCUGCCUUGGAAGUGUCUUGUCUUCUCCUCAGUUAGAGGUUACUACUGCACUGUGCUUUUUGUCAAUAACUGAUCUUGCUCUUUCAGUUGGAACAGGAGCCACCUUCUCUUUACUAGCACCUUUGUAGCCUGGACCUGCUGCAUGAUCUUCUAAAAUAACAGUUCAUAUAUAAUUUCCCUAUGAACGGUGGAGAGUUGCACUUUGGAUAAUGUUCAGUCUAGAUGACUCCAAAGAAGGCCCUCACAUGGGGAAAGUAUUGUUCUAUACCUUUGAGUCUCUCUUCCCUUAUCAAUGUAUCUGAAGGGAGUUCAAGGAAGAAUACAUAACCUGGCUUCUGUUGAACACUGGUAUGGAGACAGAAAGUCUCUUCCAGCUUCUGUAGCCUUACUCACAUGCCUGCAGCUAUGUUUUCAUGUGUAUUCUGUCCCUUCACAGUGGACCAAACCACAGAUCAGAUCAGAGCCCAGUUGCCUUCCUGCUGCUUACAGGAUGGGUUACAUAGUGUAGUUUUAGAAGGCCAGUAAGAAGAGUUCCUGCUCUGGGAAGGUGCUUUAGCGAGCCAGUCUCUCAUCUUGAGAGCAACACCAGCAACUUGCCAUGAGCCCUUGGAGUGCACCUUGACCAGUCAUUCUGCUGCUAUUGGUAUAUAACAAAGGUGCAGUCUGUGGGCAUCUGCUGCUCUACACCAAUGCAAGGGAAACUGCUUUAUUGCUUGCUGUAAAAGGAUCUCCACAGACCAUAACCAUCUGGGUUUAAAAGGAGAGGCAAGUUCUGUUGGUUUCAUGGACUACUUUUUGGCCUUCUGGGGAUGGGGCAGGGGAAAGAAAGGGCCUAUGUAUUUCACUUGUUUUACAGUAUGUCUGGAAAGAGUAAUCCAAGUCAGGUUCAGACUUUGGUUGUAUUUGUACUAUUAUUGCAUGCUUAUCUCAGGAGCAAAAUAUUGUUUUUUAUACUUUGAAAAGUCUAAGUGCAGAAUGGUCUCUAUGAGUACUGCUUGAAAAGGGAAGAAAUGUUACUGUGAGAGCAGGGAGCAGAAGCGCACCCUGCAGGAGUGGUUCCCAUCCAUCUCUUUUGACUUGGCUGGGAGGGAUGCAGCAUCACAUUACAAAUUUCUUGUAUAUUUUUCAUAGUCUGUUUCAGUGCCACUUUGUUGGGCCAAAUCAAGCUAUUGGGCAUGAGAAAUAACAGUAUCUGUAUUCCAUACAAACACUGCACCCUUGACUCUCCUGUUGUGUAUAAAAUAAUAUGUGUAUAUAAAUAAACUGCUGGUUGAGGGGCA